Messenger RNA from Phacochoerus africanus (Common warthog), 7049 nucleotides. RefSeq names its product solute carrier family 43 member 2 (gene SLC43A2). Gene Ontology annotation, biological process: transmembrane transport; neutral amino acid transport. The coding region runs from base 683 to 1936 and encodes 417 amino acids. NCBI's taxonomy places the organism in Eukaryota, Metazoa, Chordata, Mammalia, Artiodactyla, Suidae. The record is from RefSeq and is a predicted model, not a curated record. Gene Ontology annotation, molecular function: neutral L-amino acid transmembrane transporter activity; L-amino acid transmembrane transporter activity. The transcript has 10 exons.
UUCAUCGGCUGGAGGAAAACACCGGCUGGCGGCCGAGGCAGCGUCUCGGGGCCGCCACCCGACUGUCCGGGGCCGGGGUUGCUGAGAGAUGGGAGCAGAUGCCGCCAACACUGUGAGCCUGUCUUUUCCACUUCAUUACUCCGAGCGCCGUCAGCGUGGGCGGCCCGGGGAGUCCUGAGCGAAAACCCUCCCGGAAGAGUGGUUAUAAAAUGUUGCCCGGCUCCUUAAUGAGAAAUUUCGCUGGGCUUUUCCUUGUGGACUCACCGAAGUCUUCACUUUGAACCCGAGCAAGAAACGAUCCCAUGGGUGCCGGGAUCUGUGUUUGCAGAGAACAGAGUAAAUAUCCCCCUCCGGAUACCUGAGAGGCGGGGAGCGGAAGGAUUCCGGGUACAGCAGUGAAGCAGAUGCCCCCCCAGGGGACAGCAGUGGGGGGGUUCAGCGUUUCUGCUCAGCUAACCCGUCUCUACAGCCAGGAGGGUCCCCUCAGCACGCCAGGCACCCCAGGUGCCAGGUGAGCAGGGCCCUCCCGUUGCCCGGAGCCGUUUCCACCUCUCGUUUCUGUUCUGUGCCUUGAGAACCCAAAGCCGUCGGUCACCUGAUCGCCAUCAGCCUGGGAAAAAUUCUCCCACCAGAGAGUUCCGCCUGGCGGCGUUGUCCUGGCACGUGAUGCGUUCUGGGGUGGAUGGAACGUGUAGUGGGGGCGUUGGCAGGGCUGGACCUGGCCGGGAAGCUGCCCAACAUGUUCGGUGACCUUCGGUCCACGUUUAUUGCCUUGAUGAUUGGAUCCUAUGCCUCCUCGGCGGUCACCUUCCCGGGAGUCAAGGUCAUCUAUGACUUUGGUGCCUCCUUCAUCGUCAUCCUCGUGGCCUGGGCCGGCUGCUCCGGGCUGGUUUUCCUCAACUGCUUCUUUAACUGGCCCCUGGAGCCCUUCCCGGGGCCAGAGGACAUGGACUACACGGUGAAAAUCAAGUUCAGCUGGCUGGGCUUUGACCACAAGAUCACAGGGAAGCAGUUCUACAAGCAGGUGACCACGGUGGGCCGCCGCCUCAGCGUGGGCAGCUCCAUGCGGAGCGCCAAGGAGCAGGCGGCGCUGCAGGAGGGCCACAAGCUGUGCCUGUCCACCGUCGACCUGGAGGUCAAGUGCCAGCCCGAGGCUGCAGCGGCCCCCUCGUUCAUGCACAGCGUGUUCAGCCCGAUCCUGCUGCUCAGCCUGGUCACCAUGUGCGUGACGCAGCUGCGCCUCAUCUUCUACAUGGGCGCCAUGAACAACAUCCUCAAGUUCCUGGUCAAAGGCGACCAGGAGAUCGUGGGCCUCUACACCUCCAUCUUUGGGGUGCUCCAGCUGCUCUGCCUGCUCACGGCCCCUGUCAUCGGCUACAUCAUGGACUGGAGGCUGAAAGAGUGUGAAGACGCCUCUGAGGAGCCCGAGGAGAAAGACCCCAACCAAGGUGAGAAGAAGAAGAAGCGGGACCGGCAGAUCCAGAAGAUCACCAAUGCCAUGCGGGCCUUCGCCUUCACCAACCUGCUGCUCGUGGGCUUUGGGGUGACCUGCCUCAUUCCCAACCUGCCCCUACAGAUUCUCUCCUUCAUCUUGCACACGAUCGUGCGAGGCUUCAUCCACUCUGCCGUCGGGGGCCUGUACGCCGCCGUGUACCCCUCCACGCAGUUUGGCAGCCUCACAGGCCUGCAGUCCCUGAUCAGCGCGCUCUUCGCCCUCCUGCAGCAGCCCCUGUUUCUCGCUAUGAUGGGUCCCCUCCAAGGAGACCCUCUGUGGGUGAACGUGGGGCUGCUUAUCCUGAGCAUGCUGGGCUUCUGCCUCCCCCUCUACCUCAUCUGCUACCGGCGCCAGCUGGAGAGGCAGCUGCAGCAGAAGCGGGAGGACGGCAAGCUCUUCCUCAAGCUCAACGGCUCGUCCAACCGGGAGGCUUUCGUGUAGCGCCCGCCACCACCUCGGAACUGUGGCCUCCUGCCUUGCUUCAGUGACUCACCGGGGUCCCCCUUCCCCACCGCCCUCGGAGGACCCCCGCGCACCCCAGGACCCUCUCCUUCACCAUGUCGGAGCCCACGCUCCCGCCCGGGGCCCUGGGCCGGCCUCGGAGCUCUGCGGUGGAAGGAUGGGAGAGGGCCCCGACACGUGAUUCUCCUACGGCUGGAAGCAGAGGCGCUCUGGACUUGGCACUGCCACCCCCCGAGGGGCCCUGGCGCUCGGGCUCCGUGGCGCCUGCAGCAGGAGCCAGGAGGACCCGGCAGACAGGCCCUCUCCCCCAAGUGUCUGGAUCCUGCCUCUUGCCAAAGCAGAGUCGGCCAUCCACUGCCCACCACCUGCCCCUCGGCUGCAUGUCCACCGACCACGCCUGCCUGAGGACAAAGGCUUGCGCUGCCUGCACCCCCCUCGCCUGGCCCCUCACCUCCUCCCCGGCCCGUCUGCUGCCUGAGGAAGGAAGGACCCGCUUCCUGUUGUUGGUGCUAACUCCUUUGUGAUUCCAGCCCCCUGUGGCCUGUCCGUGGCCUGUGGAGAAGCCCCCCUGGCGUAAAGCCUGGGGAGGGGAUGGAGGGCUGGCCGGUCAUCCCGUGGGCAGGGCCGUGCAGUCCGGACCUCUGCCCGCAGGGCCUGACCAGGGAGCACGUUUCCACUGCCACCCUCUGUCCAGUCUGUGACCUGAAGGGAGUGAAAAGGGCACCAACAGCCACACACACACACACUCACACACACACACACACACUCACACACACACACACACGGCUGUUUGUGUGGGGGUGGAAGUGAGGCUGUGGCUGACGGACAUGGAGGUCCAGGCCUGGGUCAGGAAGUGGGUUUGUGAGAGACCUAGGGCUCUGUGCACACGUGGGUGUGUGUACGUGUGUCUGUGUGAGAGAAGUGUGUGUGCGGGGGGGUAGGGUGUGUGUGUUGGGGGGGUAGGGUGUGUGCUCCGGGUGUCUGCCCUCAUCCUCCCAGAGCCUCCCCUGACCGAGCCAGCCAGGCCCACAGCAGGCCCAGCGCCCAGGAGCCAGCCUUGCUGCGGGGUCGCAGCGCCCCCUGCCGGCAGACUCUCCAGGGCCCUGGAGCUGCUCCGUGGGAGCCGCUGCCCUUUGCCCGGCGGGCCUGGCUCACCAACUCACCCACCUUGACCGCCCUCAGAGAUGUGAGACUUCCUGGAGCUCUGAGAAGAGUGGGUUGAUCAUGAGGUUGAUUGUUUUGGUUCUUUUAAGUUUUGUUAGAUGCCUUUUUAUAAAGCAAUAAAUCCAUUUCCUCCUGGGAAGGGAUGCCCCUCCUGGCAUGUCAGUUAAUGACUACAUGUGCCUGUUUUGAGCUUGAGAAGAAAAGGCAAGACAAGGUUUUCUGCCGCUGACCGGCCCCAGUCGUACCCAGCUGCUCACCAUCUCUCAGAGUCUGACUGUCGCCUCAGGAGGGGCAGUGGGCCCGGAAAAGACCUUCCUCCCCCAUCCGCUCCCAAACAGAUGGGGCUCGGGCAGAGGCCUUAGAAGUGUGGCCGCUCUCCUCUGCUGCUGAUCCCAGCCAGACAGACUUCCUGUCACCACCUAGGCUGCGGGUUCCUCCUGAGGUCAGGACGCAGGGUGACCCCCGGAGAGCCGCAGGCUCAAAGGGCAGAGCCAGGAUGCAGUGGGAGGAGCGGGUGGACAACAGGAAGGCCCAGGCCCAGACCCCAGAGUUCAGUCAGUCGGGCCCCUUGGACGCACCUAAUCCCCGAGGCGUCCGUCCACCCAGGUUUUCAGAAGGAAAUCUUUGUUUUGAGCAAAUAGCUUUUGGAAAGGAAAGAAUGAAAUCAACUCGCAAAGCCUUCCUCUCCUCGUUCUGUGAGAUGUUAACAUUAUUCUAAGUUUUUUUAAAAGGUUUUGGAAUUCCUGCUGUGGCUCCACGGGAUUGGCCCAGGCUCUGGAGCCCCUGGGACGCAGGUUUGAUCCUGAGCACAGUAGGUUAAGGACCUGACGUUGCUGCUGCAUAGGUCACAGCUGCACCUCUGAUCUCUGAUCCCUGGCCUGGGAACUCCAUGUGCCUCAGAGCAGCCAAAAAAAGAAAGUUUUAGAGUCAUAUUUGGGAAACGCUGAGAUAAGGUCCAGUGUCUGUUGGACUGUGCAGGAGGGAGGAGGCUGUGGCGUGUGGCUGAGGAAUGAUUUUAUCAACCCCAGCCGCCCUCCAGGUGUGGUCCAGUGACCUCGUGCACUGGGAGCUCCGCGCUGCUUGUUAAUGACGUAGCUUCUGAGUCUUGCCUGUGACCAAGAGGGAAACUUGGAGACCGUGCUUGGCUAAGCCCCACCUUGUGAUUCUGGUGCCCGCCCCCGCCCCCUGCCCCAUCUCCCAGCAUUUGAGAUGCACUGAGAGGAGUGCGGUUGGGGGAAAUGCAGAUGAUGGGAAACUGUAUUGAGGUUGUACAGACAAGGCCUGUGCUGUUCCCAGCCGUUCCCAGGCCCCGUCCACGUGGGAGCGGCAGCCUCCGUCUCCCACCCACCGGCUGAAUGUGUGCACUUUGUGGGAAGAAGUAGGCAUCGAGACACCCGAGUUCAGGGUGGAAGAUAGUCUUGGGCCAAUAGUGGGAUUAGAGGCAUGAAAAUGGGAGCAGGGUACCAGAAGGUUGGGUACCACACGCAUCCCCCCAUUCCCCUGUCAGGCGUUUUGCUCUGACUGCAGGGUUGAUGGGUUACCUAUUUUCCUGUUACCGUCCCUGAAUCAUGUGAACGACGCAGGCGCUGAUACCAUCCUCUCUGUUUUAUAGCUGGAAAAAGCAAGGCCCAGGGAGGAGAAGUGACUUGUUAAGGUUAGAGUCAGGACUCCCUUAGGGUUCUUCAGUCACUGCAGCAGCCAAGGCCCUCAAGAGCAGGACAUUCCGCUCAGCAGCAGCCCCAGGGGCCACCAGGCCUUGAGAUGAGGGCGAAACAGCCUGAGGAAGGGAAGCAAACACGGGCACCGUCUCGAGUUCUUGAAGCCAAGAGCUUCCUUGGGGGCCAGUGGUGACUUUGAGGGAGCAAGUCUCUGGUCAUCCCAACCCCUCAGAGGUGCGGUCUGGGAUGUGGAAGGGACCCCGGGGCCUCCAGGCUCCAGGCCGGAAGGAGUGGGAUGUGGUGCUGGCCCUGCAGCUUCGAUCCGAGCGAGGAAUGGGCCGAGCCGGCCUCAGGAGUGUUUGGGGGUGGGGGCCGCUCCUCUGGGCCUGAUCUGGGUUGGCUCCCUCCAAAAGCUCCUGGCCUCUGCCUGCGGCUCUGGCUGCACGCGCCCGUCUGGGGGGCGGGGGCGCAGGUUGUGGACUCCUUUCUGCUUUGCUCCAUCUUCUUUCCCCUCCUGUACCCAGUAUCAGCCUGGUGCACUGGACUAAUCCUCAAGCCCUGCUUGUUCUGCCCUGGACCCUGCGUCUGAAGAGGGCGUCCGCUGCCUGGGCCCCCAAACACACUGAAAAUGGGGAGACAGCCAGUGUCGGGCAUACAGGUGCAGAACUAUGGCAGAUAUUCAGCCCAGUGAGGGUUUGGUUUGGUUUGUUUUGUCUUUUUAGGGCCACACCCGCAGCAUAUGGAGGUUCCCAGGCUAGGGGUCGAAUCGGAGCUGUCGCUGCCGGCCUACACCACAGCCGCAGCAACGCAGUCCAGUGAGUUUUGAUGCAUUUGCACAUCAGCCUGCGUGCAUGUAAGCAGCUAUGCCAUGGAGCAGGGGUCAAGCUCCAGGUAUCCUACGGUGAGGGGCUCGGAGAAAUCUCAGUGGAGUCAGGCUUCCAGGGUUGUUUGAGCAAAACUCCCUUCCCUCUGGGGGGAUAAUUCCGUGGGGUUAAGAGAAUUAGGAGCCCAGGACCCCCAAAGUGAGGGGGUUGGCUUUCCACAGGCUGGAGCCCACCCCCGGGGUGGGGUGGGAUCAGGGGGCGCAGGCAGGCUCUCUGCGCUCAGGCCCUGGACUGAGGCCACUGCGUGGGAAGGAGGUGCGGCGUCCUCACAGCCCUCUCCCCCCGGGUGUGGCCGCCGCCCGUGCCCUUGGCCUCUGCAGGCAGCAGGUCCAGUCCUGAAGUUCGUCUUGCUCAGCCUCCCAGGCAGAUCCCGGCCCCUCUCGUCCUUUCCCAGAGUCAGACCCCGUCUCCCUGUGCCUGGAGGCCUCGAGGAGAAGGGCAGAGGAGAGCAGGCCCCCCCACACGACGUGUCUCGUGCUCUUAGGCAAGUCUUGCGCCUCGGUGUCCUCACAUGGAGAAGGGCGGUAACACCCUCGCUGGGAGAUUGGACGUCCCCUGGGUGACCGUGGACGUGAAGCAGCGGCACAUCAUUGUACCCGGCACUUCGGAGGCACUUACGAAGUGACGGCAUUAUUUUUAUGACCCCGGAGGAAUACGGGUAACCCAGGGCAUCAGGACCACCCCCACCCCCGCCCCCCACCCACAUAACAGGACACCCAUGUUAGGCAGCUCUGACCGGGACAGGCUUGUGGCCAAGUAAAGGCGGUGAGGUCUGUCUCCACUGGCCCCCUCCCCUUCUCCAAACUCCUCUCUAAGCAAAAGCCUUAAGACGUUGUCGCCUUGUUCACUGUUACGUCUCUGACAUUUUGGCGAGAGGCUUGGCCCAAAAAGCUGCUCAAGCUGGUCUCCCAAUGGUGGAUGUUCGGGCACCCUGACAGUUUUAUGUCGAGGUGGGUGACUCAGCACGACUUGUAGGCAGCACCUCCACACCACCUCCUUGUAAAACUGCCCGUGCCUCUGAGUGUGUGAGUGUGUGUGUGUGUGUGUGUUUGCACGUUGAAGCUGGAGGUGUGUUUGGAGGAGUGUGUGGGAGCUUGUCUGUGUAUGCCUCUGGACCUGGACAAAGAGGGACAGGGUCUCACCCACUGAAUCCCUUUUGGCUGCUGGAAAGGCCUAGGCAGGCUCAUCUAAGGACCCAGCCCAGGUCGUCAGCGUGGUGCCUGAAGGGUUCAUCUGUUCCCAUGUCAACCAGGGUCAGUGCAGUGUCACUGAGGACUCAGUGGCUGACCCGGACUCUUCCUGUCCCUUUGCUGUUUCUAGCACCUGGCUUACUUCCAGCACACAGUAAGCGCUCAAUAAAUGUCUGCUGUGAAUGGCGAAGAACCA